Messenger RNA from Arachis ipaensis, 519 nucleotides. RefSeq lists its product as uncharacterized. The record is from RefSeq and is a predicted model, not a curated record. Lineage: Eukaryota; Viridiplantae; Streptophyta; Magnoliopsida; Fabales; Fabaceae.
GUUGAAGUAGAUGCCCGACAAUGGGGGACCAUAUCCAUGAUUUUGUCAACUCAACUUGGAGAUUUUGUUCUUCUUUAGGUGGUUGGAUUUCGGGUUUAAUAUUGAAACCUUGCAAAAAAGUGGUUGGCAUAGUAUUUACUAGUUCUCUUUCUAGGUUGGCUGACGGAAAAGACAAUUGUUAUCCCGAGUUCAUGGAUGAAUGUAUAUAUAUUAGCUCAUCAGAUGAUGACCUUGAGGAGAUAGAAGAUCCAAAGAGGAGUCUCCCUCAAUGGGCUACUGCUGAAAGGAAUUCAGAUUAUGGUGGACGGCCAAGGCACGAUAGUUUUUCAAGAGGCGCAAGUACUUCAGGUGCUAGCUCUUCCAAUGUUAAUAAUAAUCAUUCCUAAAUCAAGCUUCGUGCUCAACCUGUAUCUAGCAAAAAUGGACCGAAUCAGAGAGUUGCACGUCGAGAAGAACCUUCAUAUCAUGCACAGAAUGGAAACACAAGUCAGUCAACUCAACAGGCUUUCAAGCGGGCUC